Molecule: messenger RNA, 2364 nt
Organism: Thelazia callipaeda (thelaziosis nematode)
Lineage: Eukaryota; Metazoa; Nematoda; Chromadorea; Rhabditida; Thelaziidae
Source: the annotation of a GenBank genome assembly
AAAAUGUCGCAUGAUUCUCUUUCAUCACUAGCGUCAGGCUUGUUGAAAAGCGACUUAUUAAAAGAAGAAAAAGUUAGCAUGGAAAAUUUUGCACUCAUGCGAGUUCUUGGGAAAGGAGCCUAUGGAAAAGUAUUUCUAACACGAAAAGUUGGUGGACGCGACCACGGCAGAAUAUACGCGAUGAAGGUUUUACGCAAAAGCCGUGUCGUUACAAAAGCAAAAACGCUGCAACACACGCUUUCUGAACGUCAUGUGCUGGAACGCCUCAAAGGGUUGCCAUUUCUGGUUGAAAUGAUUUACGCUUUUCAGUCAGAUUCUAAUCUUCACAUUGUUAUGGAAUUUAUCAAAGGUGGUGAGUUGUUCACCCAUCUGUGUAAAAGAGGUUCAUUUGAUGUGUAUUCCGUGAAAUUCUAUGUAGCUGAAUUAUUAAUUGCCAUUGACAGCGUCCAUAAGCGACAAGUUGUUUAUCGCGAUCUAAAACUGGAGAAUAUUCUACUGGAUGAAAAUGGUCAUAUUAAAUUGACUGAUUUUGGAUUAAGCAAAGAAUUGACAGAUAAUGAGUUACACAGGGCAAAUUCUUACUGUGGAACUAUAGAAUAUAUGGCUCCUGAAGUAGUAGAACCAACAUCAGAUGGGUAUGAUGAAACUGUUGACUGGUGGAGUUUAGGUGUUAUUGCUUUUGAAUUAUUAACUGGAUGUUCACCUUUCACAGUUGAUGGUCAUGCAAAUACAAGUAAAGAUAUUGCAAGAAGAAUAUUAACAAGAAGCGUACCAUUCCCUCGGAAUCUUGAUAAGUGUGCUGUCAAUUUUAUCAGUCUACUGUUAGAAAAAUCACCUCGACGUCGUUUGGGUAGAAAUGGUGUUAACGAAAUUAAAUGCCAUCCAUUUCUUGACGAUAUUGAUUGGAAUAAAUGUGAGCGACGUGAAUUAGAACCGCCAAUUGUACCAAGGGUUUCUAACGAUAUGGAUGUAACAAAUUUUGCUCCUGAAUUCACUAAUCAGUUGCCAGUUUAUUCACCAGUUGAUGAUACUCCUUUUGAUACACGUAGCCUUUUUCGGGGAUAUUCAUUUGUAUCUCCGUCGGUGAUGUUUGCUAAUAAUAAUGUAAUUGGUGAACAAUAUUUGGCACAAGAUUUCAGUGCGUUGGUUUCAGUUUCACCCUUUUUUUCGAAAUAUAGGUUAGACCGUUCUGAAACUGGUCUUCUUGGCAAAGGGUCGUUUUCGAUUUGCAGAAAAUGCGAAAGGUUAUCAGAUGGAGUAGUGUUUGCUGUCAAGAUAAUUUCCCAGCGAUUUCAAACUCAAGCAAAUCAAGAAGUAAGCAUAAUGAAUUUGGUCGGCGGACAUCCCAAUAUUGUUCGUCUUGUUGAUGUUCAAUCUGACACUUUACACAUCUAUAUAAUUAUGGAGAUGCUUGAAGGUGGAGAAUUAAUUACUCGAAUCAAGAAAAUGGAGACAUUUACUGAAGCUCAAGCUGGGAAAAUAAUGAAGCAGCUCGUCUCAGCCGUUGCAUAUCUGCAUUCUAAAAAAGUCGUACAUCGUGAUUUAAAGCCAGAGAAUAUUCUUUUUGAAAAUAAUGAACCGCAAGCGAAAUUACGCUUGAUCGAUUUUGGGUUUGCACGGUUUUUGCCAUCAGCUAUGGAAAAUUUAACUACUCCUUGUUUUACCUUACAUUAUGCAGCACCAGAAGUUUUGGAAAGCGAUGACCAAUUACCACAGUACAACGAACAGUGUGAUCUGUGGAGUCUUGGAGUUAUUUUGUUUACGAUGCUUAGUGGCAACGUUCCUUUCCAUGCACGUAGCAAAUGCGAAUCAGCUACCGAUAUUAUCAGACGGAUUCGAAAUGCUCAAUUUUCAUUUGAUACACCCCAGUGGCGACGUAUUAGUGCUAAAGCGAAAACUUUGAUUACUUCACUUCUAACAGUCGAUCCGACGCAGCGCUUGUCAUUGAACGAAUUGAAACAUCAUCCUUGGUUACUGAGUGUAGCUGCACAAAAUGAAACACCGUUACAAACGCCAACGACUCUGUUGAACUCACAAUCAGAUACAACUGAAACAUUCAAUGAAACUCUGAAUGCUUUUUUGAAUGCCAACCGGGAAGGAUUUCAUCUAAUGGAAGUAGCAGCAGCUCCACUGCUUGUGAAACGACGUGGAAUGAAGAGGAAGAGCUCCAGUUCACGUGAGCCUUCACCAGGAUUUGAAACGACUGCGAACAAAAAGACUCCAGGUAUUAGUACACUUGAAACGGUACCGGAAGUUUCUUCUCCUCAUGUCUCACGUCCUUCCUUAUUGGUCCUAAAAUCACCACCCAUGGAUUAUAGAACACCCAAACCAUCGACUUUUCGGAAUACCAGAGAUUCCAUUUAG